Molecule: messenger RNA, 1997 nt
Organism: Oxyura jamaicensis (ruddy duck)
Lineage: Eukaryota; Metazoa; Chordata; Aves; Anseriformes; Anatidae
Product: unconventional myosin-Ig
Exons: 13
Coding region: 258-1856 (532 amino acids)
Biological process (GO): actin filament organization; vesicle transport along actin filament
Cellular component (GO): vesicle; plasma membrane; microvillus
Molecular function (GO): microfilament motor activity; ATP binding; actin filament binding
Source: RefSeq, a predicted model, not a curated record
CCCCGCCCGGGCUCAGCUUCGAGCAGUUCUGCAUCAACUACUGCAACGAGAAGCUGCAGCAGCUCUUCAUCGAGCUCAUCCUGCGGCAGGAGCAGGCCGAGUACCAGCGCGAGGGCAUCGCCUGGCAGAACAUCGAGUACUUCAGCAACGAGCCCAUCGUGGAGCUGGUGGAGCAGCCGCACCGCGGCAUCCUGGCGCUGCUGGACGAGGCUUGCUUGGCCGUGGGGACCGUCACCGACGCCCUCUUCCUGGCCUCCAUGGACACCCGCCUGGGCCGCCACCCCCACUACAGCAGCCGCAAGCUCUGCCCCACCGACAAGACCAUGGAGUUCAACCGCGACUUCCGCAUCAAGCACUACGCCGGAGACGUCACGUACUCGGUGGAGGGCUUCCUGGACAAGAACAAGGACACGCUCUUCCAGGACUUCAAACGGCUGCUCUACAACAGCGCCGACCCCGUGCUGCGUGCCAUGUGGCCCGACGGCGAGCAGAGCAUCACCGAGGUCACCAAGCGCCCGCUGACCGCCGCCACGCUCUUCAAGAACUCCAUCGUGGCCCUGGUGGAAAACCUCGCCUCCAAGGAGCCCUACUACGUGCGCUGCAUCAAGCCCAACGACCAGAAGUCGCCGGUGCUCUUCGACGAGGAGCGCUGCCGCCACCAGGUCUCCUACCUGGGGCUGCUGGAGAACGUGCGGGUGCGCCGCGCCGGCUUCGCCUACCGCCAGCCCUACGACCGCUUCCUGCUGCGGUACAAGAUGACGUGCGAGUACACGUGGCCCAACCACCUGAUGGCCACCGACCGCGAGGCCGCGCAAGCCCUCCUGGAGCAGCACGGCUUCCAGGACGACGUGGCUUACGGCCACACCAAGGUCUUCAUCCGCACGCCCCGCACCCUCUUCUGCCUCGAGCAGGAGCGGGCGCAGCUCAUCCCCAUCAUCGUCCUGCUGCUGCAGAAGGCGUGGCGCGGCGCCCUGGCCCGCAGGCGGUGCCGCUACCUGCGCGCCGCCUACGCCAUCAUGGGCUACUACAAGCGGCACAAGGUGAAGGCGUACCUGCUGGAGCUGCUGCGGCGCUUCCAGGGCGUCCGCGCCAUGCCCGACUUCGGCAAGAGCCUGGCCUGGCCCGUGCCGCCGGCCGUGCUGGAGCGCUUCCAGGAGAACAGCCAGCAGCUCUUCCGCAGGUGGCGAGCGCGGCAAAUCGUCAAGAACAUCCCCCCCUCCGACAUGGCGCAGAUCCGGGCCAAGGUGGCCGCCAUGGAGGUGCUGCAGGGGCUGCGGAAGGACUGGGGGUGCCAGCGGGGCUGGGCGCGGGACUACCUGUCCUCGGCCAGCGAGAACCCCGGGCUGGCGCUGCCCUUCGCCCGCCGCGUGCAGGCUCUGCGGGACAAGGUGCACUUCGGCUCCGUCCUCUUCUCCGGACACGUCCGCAAGAUCAACCGCUUCAACAAGAGCCGCGACCGCGCCAUCCUCAUCACCGACCAGCACCUCUACAAGCUGGAGCCCCGGCAGCAGUACCGGGUGAUGCGGGCGCUGCCCCUCAGCACCGUGACGGGGCUGAGCGUGACGAGCUGCCGGGCGCAGCUGGUGGUCUUCCACACGCAGAGCCACGACGACCUGGCCGUCUGCCUGCACAAGACGCAGCCGCCGGGGGACAACCGGGUGGGCGAGCUGGUGGGCGUCCUGCUGGAGCACUGCCGAGCGACCAAGCGGGAGCUGCAGGUCCGCGUCUCCGACUGCAUCCAGCUCAGCCUGCGCGGGCGCAAGAGGUUGCUGACCGUGGAGACGCGGCCGGGCCUGGCCGCCCCCGAUUUCCGCAAGAGCCGCGACGGCUUCGUGCUCUACUGGCCCGAGAGAUGAGGGGGCGGCCGCCCUGCGUGUGUCCCCCCACCCCAAGCGCUGCCACCGGUGCCGCGGUGGCCCCUGCACGGGUUCGGGGGGACAGCAGCGUCCUCAUCCCUGCCCCAUGCCCCGUCCCGCUGGCACGUGCCCAGGAACCUC